AUGGUGCCGUCCAUCGAAAAGUUGGACUUCUUAGGUGCAGUGACGCUCCUUUCAUUCUCAUCAGAUGGAUCUUUGCUUUACGUUGGUGUAGGACCAACAAUUUUUCUUUAUGCAACUGCUACUGGAAAGCUAAUGAGUCAACACACUGUUUUGACGCGAGGCAUUCUACACGGCUGUGAUUUUGUCCGAUUUCCUGAUACAAAUGCUUUUGCCGGUGUUUUCUUUGGUCAAAAACAUGUGUCAUGCUAUUAUAAUUUGCCGCAAACUCCAGAGGAUGCGCGAACGCUUGAGAAGCUCAUGACAUUGGGCAAACCAAACGUGUUUUGUGACUGGGUGUUUGAUGCACACUUGUUGACGAACGAUUUUGCAUCGGAACAGAACAAGAAGCUGCUGGUUGCAGUCGGACUUGCACAUAAUUUUGUGCAGAUAUGGGACCCCGUGACUCGUGAUAUUUUACGUAGCAUCCAGUGUGCCGAGCGCUGCAUUUUGUAUGCGUUGGCUUUUCACGGACGAUCAUUGGAUGAGCUUGUGGUCGCUUCGGGAACGGUAUUUCAACAGAUUUUACUGUGGAAUCCGAUGGGAAAUGCAUUGAAAGACGUCAACACUGCCAUUGAACCGGUGCAACGGCUGCACGCUCACGACGGUGUCAUUUUCAAGCUGGCGUGGUCUUACGAUGCCCGCUCGUUGGCUUCCGUCUCGGACGAUCGCACCGUACAGUUGUGGUCGAAUAAUGGAAAUAUUAAGGUCGAUUUACUGCACUUGUCAAGGACACUAAACCGAGACGAACUGCUGCAGUGUGAGUACUCUCCAGUGUUCCGAGCUUGGGGUCACUCGGCCCGUAUUUGGGAUGUAUCUUUUUGGGAGCGCGGUGUCGUAACGGCGAGCGAAGAUGGUCUGUCUAAGCUCUGGGACCUAGAAGGUAAUUGUUUAGCCACGUUGCAGGGACACAUGGGCAGGAAUGUGUGGCGUGUAGCCGUCCCUCCGUCGCAAAAGAUGAUUGCCACGGGAGGCGGUGACGGUGCUGUAAAGCUUUGGGACAUCAGACGCCAGCUUAUGUCUUCUUCCGACGGGGGGUCGGCGGCAAGUGACUUGUGUAAAACUAUUCGCGUUCAUAUGACGAUAAUAUCUACUGAGUUGAUGAAGCAGAAGAAGGGCGGUCCAUCAUCUGGAAGUGUGCGAAACAUCGUACUCAGCCCUCUGGACAAUGGGAAGACGGCAUUUGUGGCCUCCGAGCAUGGCGAGAUUUUUCGUCUGGAUCUAUUGUCACUCACAGCAGAACUUGUUUUCGGUAUCCUUCCAACUGACGGCGCCCUUGUUCAACCUCGAAGUGGUGGACUGUCUACGUUUUCAAUCGAUUUCUCUGGGCGCUUCUUGUUACUUGGCGAAGUAACGGGUCGCGUGAGUCUUGUUAGAGCAUCUACAGGAACUCUAUUGUACUCGUGGAAUACCCAAAUCAAUGUUCGCGUUAUGAAAAUAUGGUGGGACCAGGAAGACGCUCUGUUCAUUAGUAGUGCUAGCGGCGUUCUCACUGAGUGGAGACCUAUCAUUGAAGAGGCAUGCGAUAGCUUGGCACCACUAUCCAUUACUACAAUGAAUCUUGUGGCAACGUUCAAGAUCCCAGCCAAGAGCUCAAUCUCAUCGAUUCUAGUAGUAGAUCGAUCACCUAAGAUCAAGAAUAUUGUGGGAGGUGACGGGCAUGGCAACGUGUAUAUAUUUCAUCGCCCGUGUACUCCGGAGGGCCAUAAUAUCGAGACUGAUGUAGUGCGGCCCCCCGGUCUCGUCCUUAAGAGCGUCCACGGACGUGAAUUGGUUGCAUCACUUCUACUCGGCGAUGCUAAAAACUGCUACAUUACCAUGUUUUCGGGGGGUCACGACGGGUACAUUUGCUCGUAUGCACUAAAAGAAGAUACUAGUGGAGCCCUGACAGCUACACAGCUAGGCCGCGAAGCUAUCCGAGGAAUCUCUACAGUCAAGCAGCUUCGGUGGAGACAACCGGCAUCAAACGACGGCAAGACAAAGAAUGAUCUCAUGGUAUUUGGCUUUCACGCGUCCCACGCUGUACUGUACAACAUGUCAGCGCAAUAUCGUGUCUUCAAGGUGGAAUGCGGUGGUUGGCGCCGCCCCCAUGCGCUUUGUAUUCGUAGUGAUGAGGUCAUGUCGGCCAUUCCCUCGCAUACCUUUGUGUUCACACCUCCAACGCAGAAGCAAUACGUUGACAUCAAAGUGCAUUCUACGUGUACUCUUUUGACUGAGCACGAGUCUACUGAGGCUUCUUCCGUUUUCUCUCGAUGCUCUCUGCACGACCACCAUCAUGGGCGGAUGACGACUUCUGUGGCUUUUCUUGAUCAUAGCCGUUUAGUUACUGCAGCAGAGGACAACAGCCUUAUGCUGCAUCGUCGCCGCGCGCAAUGCGAUCAAAAGAAAAGCUUGCGUUGGGGCAGCGUGGCUUCAGGAAUUGCCCAUACGACUACUGUUCGGGCGCUCACGACGUUCCGACGCAAGAAUUCUGAUGGCGUUGAAGAAUACGCCGUGCUGUCAGGGGGCGGGAAGCAGCGCCUAAAUGUGUGGCUAGUCUCUAGUGACUAUGACGACCUCCGACAUGUUUGUAGCCACGAACGUGCGGAAGCCGCUCAGGACCAUCGUAUCCUCGGGCUUGCUACGUUUUCGAUUCCGUACAUCUCGGAUAAUUAUCGACUUGUGACAGCUUGCAACUCCGAGGGCUCUACUCAGUUACUACUGCUGGAUGUAGAAAAUGGUGAGCUUUUCGAGCUUGGUGACUGCCGUUUGGCCUCAAAAAAGCCGAUCCUGUCAUGUAUAGGUUUUCAGAAGGGUGAAGCUGAGGCGAUAAUUGCCGGACUAGCAGUUGGUUCUACUGAUGGUUUGGUGACACUGUGGGACCUAAGCUUGUUGCUGAAGAAAAUAGGUUCGAUUGUUCAAUCCCAUCACGACUUGAGACAGCUUAAGAAAAAGGUGCUGUGGCUGAUAAGCGAGUUACAGCCAUGUGGGAGCUACUUGGCGCAUGAUAUGGGCACAAACUGCAUCGAUCUUGUCUCCUCUGCGAAAAGCACGGAAGAGGGGAGCCUUGAUGUAACGCUCAUCAGCGGCGGAGACGACCAGGGCUUGAAUCUGCAUGAGCUACGCUUUCCAUCGUGCCAAAAGCUGUUUGAAACUCGGAUAGUAAAUGCUAGUGGUUCAGCUAUCAAAACGGUUGCAUGUGUGAAUGCCCAACGCAUUUAUGCAGCCGGUUACGAUCAACGAUUGAGCAAAUGGAGUAUUCUGCGCGAUGAAAACGGCAAAUCUAGACUAGAGUGGCAAGGUGCGACAAUCUCGGAAUGCGCCGACAUUGCCGACCUUGCAAUUCGGAAAACCCUAGAUGGAGAAGCUGACGAAGUUGUAGUUGUUGGUCAAGGCCUACAGAUGAUUCAGUUCCAAUGCACAUCGUUUGAAAAAGCGUUAAAAUUGCAACAACAAGAAAGGAAUGAAUAG
Messenger RNA from Peronospora farinosa, 3486 nucleotides. The record is from the annotation of a GenBank genome assembly. NCBI's taxonomy places the organism in Eukaryota, Oomycota, Peronosporomycetes, Peronosporales, Peronosporaceae.